Molecule: messenger RNA, 559 nt
Organism: Scaptodrosophila lebanonensis
Lineage: Eukaryota; Metazoa; Arthropoda; Insecta; Diptera; Drosophilidae
Product: RING finger protein 141
Exons: 2
Coding region: 67-399 (110 amino acids)
Source: RefSeq, a predicted model, not a curated record
UUUUGUACAAAAUAGAUCAAACCGCCACACACACACACACAAAAACAACUGAAAAUAAAAAGCCGCAUGGAUAAUCAAAUUAGUAGCUGCUGCGCCAGCAGCUCAUCGAGCAGCAGUUUGCGACGUCGUUCCAUUUAUAAUCUGGAUGUCGAGCUGUGCGCCUUCUGCUUGGAUCGCAAACAGGAUCCUGUCCACUUGCCCUGCAAGCAUUCCUUUUGCAGAACUUGUUUGGACAUCUAUCGCGAGGAACGUAACUGGGUGGCCAAGUUCUGUCCACUGUGCCGACGCAGCUUGAGCGGCUCUGAUAAGCCGAGCAGCUGGACCAUGUUUUUAUGCAUUUUGCUGGUUGUUCUGCUCUUCAGUUUGGGGCCAUUCUAUUUGCUGCUACUCUAUUGGUAGUACACAGAUUGGGGCGUUCAUUCCAGAGCUUGUUGUGUUUCUCAGAGUACAGGUAUAUUCGUAUAUAUUUUAUGAAGAGCUCCUUAAAAUGUUUUGGUUAUGUGAUUGUUGUUCAUUGUAUUCGUUUGUCCAAUAAAUAGAAAAUCGUUCAAGUCACAAA